AUGUUGGCUUCGCGAUGUCGCGUGUUGGCCGCAGCGGCCUCCGGCAGUUUCUUGGGCAUGUCCUACACCCAUAUGGAUGAGGUGCGGGCCACUGGCUUUCCCAAAGUGGACCAUGCAAAAACCAAGGACGUGGCCGCCACACGCUGGUUGAAGCUGCAAACGUUGACCUACCGUGAUCAACAGGGCACGGAGCGUGCUUGGGACGUGGUAAGUCGCACCACCAAGAGCCACUCCCGCGUGGCUGCCGGCGUGGAUGCGGUGAUCAUUCUACCCCUGCUGCGCUCCAAGAAGCAGCAGCUGGUGGAGACGCUGCUGGUGCAGCAGUUCCGUCCCCCCGUGGACUCCUGCACCGCCGAGCUGCCGGCCGGUCUCAUCGACAAGGGCGAGACGGCCGAGGAGGCUGCAGUACGCGAGCUCAAGGAGGAAACCGGCUACCACGGUCACGCAUCCCAGGUCUACGGGCCGCUGACGAUGUCGCCGGGGAUUAGUGAUGAGACGGUGAAACUGGUGGUGUUGGAGGUGGAUUUGGAUCGCCCGGAGAACCAGACACCGCGCCAGGACCUGGACGAGGGCGAGUUUAUCCAGGUACGGCGCAUCCCAUUGGCCAAGCUUCCCACGGAGCUGCGCAAGCUGGAAGCGCAAGGUGUGAUGCCCAUCACAGGUCUGUACACCUUCGCGCUGGGCAUAGAGCUGGUCGAAGUUCCAUCAGAUCUUCAGAGAUUUCGCAGAAAGUUUCUGCGGUUUGUCCCCAUGAC
Messenger RNA from Cladocopium goreaui, 755 nucleotides. The record is from the annotation of a GenBank genome assembly. Lineage: Eukaryota; Dinophyceae; Suessiales; Symbiodiniaceae.